Hemibagrus wyckioides is the source of this 3509-nucleotide messenger RNA. RefSeq names its product myosin-8-like. The record is from RefSeq and is a predicted model, not a curated record. The transcript has 11 exons. Bases 340 to 1443 code for a protein of 367 amino acids. NCBI's taxonomy places the organism in Eukaryota, Metazoa, Chordata, Actinopteri, Siluriformes, Bagridae.
UUAAGAGUUCCUUUCACUGGAACUAAGGGGCCGAGCCCAACCCCUGAAAAACAACACCUGAAUUCAAUGAUUUGGAGGGGUGUCCCAAAACUUUUGGCAUAUAUAUAAAAAAUUAAUAAUAUUAUUUAUUGUUAAAAUAAUACAUAAUAAGAGCAGACGGUGAAGGAGUCUGCUGGACAUCUCAUCACUUUGCAGGUCUGGAACCUUCUGGAAGAAAGUUUGGAGUGAGUUGCGUCAUUGUGUCGUAACAGAAGAUGACGUAGAGAAUGUAAGAAGAAGGUUUCAGUGUUUAUUGUAUCUUUCUAACAGAGCGGCUUAUUAACCGAGGUCAGUGCUACAAUGCUGCAUUUAAUGAGUUUAUUUCGUUUUCGGAUGGCGGAUCUUCCUGUGCGCCCUCUGCUGUUUGCGGCUGGAGCUGCAGCCACGGCCACAGGGGUUUAUUACUGGAUGAAGAAGCGCGGGAAUGGAGAGAAAACAGAGGAGCUCCCGGACACAGCUCUCACCGAGGAUUCUGCUUCGGUGGAGUCCGAUGAGGACGAUGUCCGAGUCCCAGAGUCUGACCGCGCUGUCCACCCUGAGGUUUCUCUGGUUGAGGCUGAGGAGGAGAUUCAGAAGGACGAGGUGGUCAGUGCUCCGGUGGACAGUGAGAGAUCUGACCUGAAGGAUGGAGUGAGGGAGCAGGAGGAAAGGCUCCGUGAGGCACACAGGGAGUGUGAGUGCAAAUCCAAGGUGUCUUUGGCUGAAACUGAGGAGAAAAAUGAGCUGGUGGUUGUGUCCUGUGCUCAGCUAAAAAGGGAGAAGGCUGGACUGAUGUCUGAAGUGACCAAACUGCAAGGCUCAGUGAAGGAGCUGAAGAAAGAACUGUUUAAGAUCGGGUUAGAGCAUGAUGGAUUAGCGAUGGAGUGUAAGAUGAAAUGUAUGGCGAUAGCCAGCCUAGAGGCCCAGCAUAAAGCCAUGAAGUCUUCCACACGAAAGGAGUAUGAGGAAGUGUGGCAGGCUCACAGUGAGCUGGAGAAGCAAUGUAAGCAGCUGAAGAAAACUUUAACAGACAAACAGGUCUCUCUGGCUAACGCUGAGGCAAAAUAUCAGAAUUUAGUAAGGUCGGAUAACAAUAUGGUCCUCCAAGUAAAAGAAUGCAUACUGGAAGUUUACCAGAGCAAGAAACAAAUGCAAGAUCGUGACAUCGAGGCCAUCCAGUCAUCAUUCGUGGAAUUAUUAAAACAGCAGACUGACUUAAUAAUACAGUGUAAUCAGUUGCGGCAGGCUCACAGUGACCUGAAAUCCAAGUUCACGCAGAUGAAGGAAACCCUCAACAUGCCACUAAAUGAGCAGGAGCAAAGUCAGGCACACAGAAACCAGAAGGCAGAGCACACAGCGAUGAUGGAAACUCUGAAACAGUGCUUUGAGUUACUCAAAAACCACCUUGAAGAUGUGGAGUGUUAGGAGUCUGAGGAACCUAGAAAGCCUGGGGAACAUGACGAGCAUAGGGAACAAAAAUGAAAAUAAAUCACCACUUCUUUCUCCUUCCCUUGGGGAUUUUCCCCUAGAGCAGAUAUGAGACUAAACGCCUCCGUUUUUAAUUUUUAAAGAUUGUAUUGAGUGAUGUGGGAUACUCAAACUAAGGAGGAGACAACACAGCCUUCAGGAAUUGUUAUUGGCUGGGCACUUAGAGCAGGACAAAAGACUAAACCAUCUUACCAACUUGUUUCUGUUACCUGAUCAUUUGCCUGUGAUAGAUGCUUUCACAGUGGAUCUGAUGCCAUAUUGACAUCCUCCUUUUCGAUUUGGUCAUCACUGGAAGUACAUCAGCCAACGUGUAAGUGAGGGUAACACAAGAGUACUGCUGAAUCGGCUUCAGAAUCUCCUUCGGUUUGGGUAUAUCUGUUGGCUUUUUAAUGCUUUGCACUGCUUUCUGCAAUAGCCAACAGACCGUUUCAAACUGGUCAAGUCUCAGGGUUGCUGUCAGCUCACAGGUGCUUUAUCCUACUUGUGGAGUGAUUGUAGAAUGAAUGAUUUGUAUUCACCGUAUACAUCUGGCUCACAGCAUUUGCUGAAUCUACAGCUGCCAGAGCUUGAAUCACGAAGCAGUUCUCUCUGUUCAAAAGAGCAUAAACUCCAUCAUGAUUUCCUGUCAAAGUGUGAACUUCACAUCUUCACAUUCAUAUCAACUUCACAAGAGCUAAACACUUUGUCUACUCCAUCGACAGUUUUAUAUUUAAGCCUCAUGGACUUUUCUGCUUGUACUGAGGUCUUCCGGGUCACACGGAGCACAUCCUGGUUAGCGGACACGAAGUAUGACAAUAUUCCUGCAUACCGAGCCGUUCUUUGCUUUCAUUGCGUUUUGCCUGUAUUGUUAUCGACCUUGUCCUGUUUUUUAGUUUUCAUGAGUUUUUUGAUUGUUUGCCACACGGAUUGGUCUAUUGGUUUUUCUGUAUUUUCUGCCUGUAUUUUUUCUGUACUUAGCUGUCAGCAAGAUGAGGCCACACAAAGCUGCCAAAGUCUUCAUCUAACUGUUGAAACAAGCAGCUGAGGCGUGGGGCUGGCUGGAGUGAGUGGUCUGCAGGCUGCUGCUGCUACCUGGGAAGCCCAGCUUGCGGCUUAAUAGCUCUCUGUUUACAGCUUUGAACUUCUGUCACGGUGCUCGAUUUUGCUCUCAGGUCUCCUCAUUGAACAUUUGAUGGCUGUUGUACGUCCCAGGAAUCAACACCACAACGUCCACAUGUAAACGUGAUAUUUAUUAACAAAAGCUCGUGUCAUUAAUACAAGAAACUUUUACACACUAGACACAGCACACGUGCGUUUUUCUGAUACCUAGUAGUGAUGUGUCGUUCACGAAUGAUUCGUUCAUUUUGAACGAAUCUUUCCCAUGACUCGAGAACAUCGAGUCAUCUCGGGGAGUGAAUCAUUCAUUUUGUGUAGACGGCGCAUGCGCAACAUCGCAUAAGCUCAGUAAACAGAAAAGAUAAGUUCACCUUUCGAGUCCUUGGGUUCGAUUCAUUCGUUCAUCACGUGACAGCCCCAUAUGCUAAGGCAAUGCAGUCUGAGCCGGAAACAGAAAAGAUUAGUUCACUUUUCGAGUCUUCGGGUUUGUACCGUGACAUGACCGCUUUAUUGGAUAAAGAAAUGAGUUCAUUCUCAAACAUCCUUACAGUUUUUUACUCUUACUGUUAUGUAAUGCAAUAUAGCUUUUUAUUUCCUACAGACUAUAAAUGUGUGAAUAUCUGCCAUUAUGGUUCUUUUCCAUAACACUAAAUGUUUUAAUAAAGAGUUGGUUAAUGCUUUAAACUUCAUUAGGGAAAAUCAUUCUUUCUUUCUUAUUUAUCUACUUACUUUUUAUUUUAUUUAUUAACUUACUGUUUAUUUAUUCUUUGUAUUAUUUAUCUGAAUAAACCUCAGCUAACCCUGCAGUGUAGAAAAUAGAAAUGUAUAAAUUCAUGCAUAAAUCUGAGUGUUGUUUUUAAUCCAUAUGCAGUUAUUUAAUAAUAUAGAAUCUGACCUAAACAUAACCU